Messenger RNA from Rhincodon typus (whale shark), 3306 nucleotides. Its product is annotated as caseinolytic mitochondrial matrix peptidase proteolytic subunit. The record is from RefSeq and is a predicted model, not a curated record. The coding region runs from base 1307 to 1981 and encodes 224 amino acids. Gene Ontology annotation, cellular component: endopeptidase Clp complex. Gene Ontology annotation, biological process: protein quality control for misfolded or incompletely synthesized proteins. Lineage: Eukaryota; Metazoa; Chordata; Chondrichthyes; Orectolobiformes; Rhincodontidae. Gene Ontology annotation, molecular function: ATP-dependent peptidase activity; ATPase binding; serine-type endopeptidase activity. The transcript is spliced from 7 exons.
AAUGAUAAAGGCCCAUCUUUAUGCAUUUGUUAGAACAGUGCAGUGAUUAGUAGCUUUUUAUUAUUCUUUCAUGGGAUAUGGAAGAUAUAUUUCCAAAACAUGAUGGUGAAUGGCUUAGAAGGGAACUUGCAGGGGGUGGUUUUCCCAACUAUCUGCUGCCCAUGUCCUUCUAGAUGGUAGUGAUUGUGGGUUUGGAAGGUGCUGCUGGAGGAGCCUUGGUGAAUUUCUGCAAUAUAGGUUGUAGAUAGUACAGACUGCUGCUGUAUUGCUUAUUGUUUGAGGAGUUUAAACAUUCCAGGGUAAUGCACUUUUGGGAUCACUGGUUUCUCGUGGAAAUACUCAGCAUAGCCAUGAAUGUCUGUGACGAAUGAAAAUGUUAUGUUUCAGAACGUGAACCUUUAUCAGAACCAGGUUGCUGGGUCAGGUUUCUAGUUCUAAGGAAAUAUGCCAGUCUCCACUGGGCUUCCACAAACAAUGGACACCACCAGACUGCCUUGUGGAUCUCAAUAAUAACACGCUGCAUUAAUCUGGAAAAUGUAUUCAGUUCUUGGGGUGCAACUUCAUGUUUGUUUUGACACCAUACUUGGAUAAUCCCGUGUUGGUGGUGACCAACAGUUGCUGCAAUCAUUUUAUUUCAGUCAUCCAGCUGGCAGCUCAGAGUACCACCCUCGGCGAGAACAGAAUUAAAGACCAGCAUUUUUCAGCUCCUUUCAGUUGUGAAGAAAAGUCAUGUCAGACUAGAAACGUUAACUCUGUUUCUCUCUCUCUCUCUCUGGAGAUGCUGCCAGACCUGCUGAGUUCCUCCAGCACUUUCUGCUUGUGUUUUUCCUUCACAGCAUUACCCUCGGUGGUCCAUCAGAAUAAAACAUCCAGUUCAGGGAGGUUUAUUUCUCAAAGGAUUAAGCUGUGGUCAUGGCAGCACAUCUGUUCACCUGUGAUCCUGAAACUUUCUCUCUCCCUGAUGUUACCAGACCUGCUGACUGUUCCCAAAAUGAUCUGUUCCUAUUUUAGGUUUCCAACAUCCAUAAUAUUUCGAUGUAGUAUUAAGCCCCGGAUUUGUUGUGCACUCUGUACCUGCAGUUUUCUGGUUUUAUAAAGGCCCAGCUGCUGGUUGAUGCUGAUGUUUGAAUGGUCAACGGUACAUUCUCUCAGCUUUCUGUGCUAAUUUGGUGUUGGCUAAACUCCUGCACUCUCCAGCCCCGCGCAAAAACAACCCCGGCUGGAGAAAAGGGAGUUUAAGGAGCCGUUCCCGGACGCGGCGGAAUUCCAGGCCAAGGCGGCGAGGAGCCAACUGGGCCGCGUUGCCAUGGUGAAGGAGCUUCCGGUUCAGGGAGAACAUCCGGGUCGAAGGUCAGAGAGAGGCGAGAUGUUGCUGCAGAGACUGAAGGUGUUGGUGCGGCAUUCUGGGCAGCUGGUGACAGAAUGCAGGAAGGUUCAUCAGACAUCACGCUGUCGCCAGCCAUUAAUACCCAUAGUCAUCGAGCAGACAGGUCGUGGAGAGAGAGCUUACGAUAUCUAUUCAAGACUCUUAAGGGAAAGAAUUAUUUGUGUCAUGGGACCUAUAGAUGACAAUGUCGCCAGCCUAGUGAUUGCUCAGCUCUUGUUCCUUCAAUCAGAGAGUAACAAGAAGCCGAUCCACAUGUACAUCAACAGUCCAGGUGGCGUGGUGACUGCUGGCCUGGCUAUUUACGACACCAUGCAGUACAUCCUGAACCCCAUCUCCACCUGGUGCGUAGGCCAGGCGGCCAGCAUGGGUUCCUUGCUUCUAGCUGCAGGCUGCCCAGGCAUGAGGCACUCCCUGCCUAAUGCACGUGUCAUGAUUCACCAACCCUCGGGAGGGGCGUCUGGUCAGGCAACUGACAUUGCUAUACAGGCAGAGGAGAUUCUCAAAAUCAAAAGACAGAUCAAUCAUAUUUAUGCCAAACACACUAAGCAGGGGUUGUCAGUCAUUGCUCAACGACUCAAAAUCCUGUCUUUCUGACUCCAUUGGGGUCACGACCGAGAGUUUAGGAAGGCUUGCUGAAGAGGACUCUGGGUGAAACUCGGCAGUAUCUGUGGAGAGAGAAGCAGACUGAAUGUUUCGGGUCCCAUGACUCUUCUUCAGAGCUGCAGGACUCUGGGUGUAUGUGUUGGUGCGGCUUGCUGUGGGAGCUGGGGUGAUUCUCAUAUCAAUAACAGCCAUUUGAGCUGUUUUCCCAUCCACAAGAGGCUCAUGAAGAUUUGGAGUUUCUAGGCCCAAAACGUCAGCCUUCCUGCUCCUAUGAUGCUGCUUGGCCUGCUGUGUUCAUCCAACUCUACACCUUGUUAUCUCUUAAUUAGUCUCCCGUUGGGUUUAAUAUGAGACUAGGAUCAAGUUGAAUAAGCAUUGACAUGCCUGAAAUCCUCGUCACUGUUAAAACAGUUUGGAUGGUAUCUUUGUAAUUGCUGCCUUGCUGAUGGUAAACAGGAAGCAUGGUUUGUCUGGGUGAGGGUGGGGUGGCAGGUUUGUGGACAGUGAGGGUGGAAUGUGAACUGGGUGCUGGACGUGUUGGAGGUCGCCCAACUGCUGGUCGAGUCCGUGGUGAUUGUGGUGUUUUGCAGAAGCAGCCAUGGAGCGGGACCGGUACAUGAGCCCAGUGGAAGCUCAGGAGUUCGGGAUUAUUGACAAGGUCCUGGUUCACCCUCCGCAGGAUGGGGAAGAUGAGCCACAACUUGUGCAUAAGGACAACACGAGGGCGUCAUCAGGCUCUCCCGAGCCCUGAACUGUAUGGCCCACCAGCUCGAUCAUUAAUCCGAUCUGUCUGCACCACUGGACUGCUGUGUCAACCUCAUCCAUUCACUCAGUCAAAUAUUUGUAUUAAAGAUUUGUAGCUAAACUUGUCGAACCUUGUGCUGCUUUCCUUUGACUGAGGCCCCAUCAGGCCCGUGUGAUAGCCACGGAAAAUGCUGCAGUCACUGUCUGCUAUCCUGGCCCCCAGACAACUUCGCUAACACAGUAAUGUGAUUAUGAUCUGUCUGUGGGAGCUUGCUGUGUGAAAAUUGGCUGCUGCAUUAGCUACAUGUUCAAAGUGCAAUUACUGUUGUAAAAUACUUCAUUUGCUGUAUUGUGCUAUAAUGAAGCAGACUGUACAAAUGUGAGACUUUAUUUGGUUAGAUUUUAUAUCCUGUAAGAGAUCCUAUCUCAAUGCCUCCUGCACAGUAGGGUUACACUGAUCUUUUCAGGCCAGAUUGGAUUUCUACAGAAUACUGCCAUCACUGUCGGAAAACUAUAAUUGUACUUACUGCCCUUAAACACUGGAGGGUGGAAUAAACAUCAAUGUGUGUUUA